AUGACACGCCCUUCGGAGGAAAGUCAAGAAAUCGAACCUUUUAUUUCUCACAACCGAAAGAUCCUAAUCCCUGGGCGCGAACGGCUAUCUUCUGCCGUUGCUAUUCUUCUUGUUACAAACCUCGUUUUCGCGAUUCUAUUACUUCGAGGUGCAAACUACACAACUCAAGCUAUGAGCCCAGAAACAGAAACUCAGAUAUCGAACCCUUACGGCCUCCAAAUCUCGACCGAGAAGGCAGCUGCAAUUGUCGAAAACCAACCAUUAGAAAGUCUCGUACCUAUAAGUCUCCACUUCUCCUCAGUUCUAGGCCCAGAAUGGCCCAUACACAUCUUCACGAGUGCAGAAACGCAACACUUGUUUACAGACUCCGAGCCUUUUCAGCGAGAGGUCGCUGUAGGUCGCUUCAUUGUGCGACUACUGCCAGAAGAAGAGAAACUUAGUUCACGUGCGAGUGUUUCUGCUUUUUUCACCAAACCCUGGCUUUGGGAACAACUGGCUCCAGCAGAGCACAUUUUGUUAUUUCAAGCCGACAGCAUCCUUUGCUCGAAAGCACCUCUGAAAGUCGAAGGCUUCCUCGAAUACGAUUUUGUCGGUGCGCCGGUAAGGGAAGGAUUAGGCAUGGGGUACAACGGCGGGUUAUCUAUCAGAAAUCGAACAAUGUGCUUAGACAUUGUGAAUAAUUUCGACUGGCAAGUGGAGAGGCACGGGGACCAUUCCAAUGGAAAUGCGGAUUACGAGGACCAGUGGUUUUGUAAGAAAAUGAGAGAAUAUCUUGGAGCAAAAAUUCCUGAACCCGAUAUAGCAAUGAAAUUCUCGGUGGAAACGAUAUGGUACGAGAAACCUCUUGGGUUUCAUCAGCCAAACGUCUGGCAGGCAGAAAAAAUGGAGGAGAUAUACCAUUAG
This is a messenger RNA of Hymenoscyphus albidus, 903 nucleotides long. The record is from the annotation of a GenBank genome assembly. Lineage: Eukaryota; Fungi; Ascomycota; Leotiomycetes; Helotiales; Helotiaceae.